CGACGCAACAAUGACGGAGAUCGCCGAUGGUUCCGCAGUUUGCCCGUCUUCACGCGCUACUGGUUCGGCCUGUCCGUGCUCUCCAUCCUCGGUCGCUUUCGGCUGGUCAACCCGCAACAUCUAGUGCUCAGCUACGACCACUUCGUCAGGGGCUUUCAGAUAUGGCGGCCAGUCACGUCAGUGUUCUUCUACCUGGGUUUCCACUACCUGGUGAACCUCUACUUCCUCUACACAUACUCCAUACGCCUGGAGACAGGUCUCUUUGAUGCACCCACCAAUUACCUCUUCAUGCUGCUCUUCAACUGGAUCUGCAUAGUUAUUGUCGCCCUCUUGUCAGACCUCAUGCUUCUCAUGGACCCCAUGGUGCUGAGCGUCCUUUACGUCUGGUGUCAGCUCAACAAGGACGUCAUUGUCACUUUCUGGUUUGGCACCCAGUUCAAGGCCAUCUACCUCCCAUGGGUCCUGCUUGCAUUCAACAUGAUUAUCAGUGGCGGGGGCCUGUAUGAGCUGAUUGGCAUUCUGGUGGGACACCUCUACUUCUUCCUCAUGUUCAAGUACCCGCAGGAGUUUGGUGGCCGCAACCUGCUCCAGGUUCCCUCCAUCUUGUACCACUACUUCCCCGACCGUGUUGGCGGUGUGAGCGGCUUUGGCCAGGCUCCGGCACCAAGGAGAGCGGCAGACGCCGGCAACAACGAUCCCAAUGCAGGAGGCGGCUGGCACAACUGGGGCAGGGGCCAAGUGCUCGGGAACUAGGGCGACGACACUUCGCAGUGGGACUCGGCCACUUACCUGAGGAGGGGUGGGCGGGCAAGAACUUUAAGUUGGUCACGCAAGCGCAGUGGCAGUCGCGUGGUGCAAAGCCUAGUGCAUGGCCCUGCACACCAUUCCUCCCUCGUCGUUGUGUGACCCCUUUUCUUCUCCGACUUAUGUGGCCCAACUACGACUUAUGUGGCCCCAUUUCCUUUUUCGUGCUGGGCACGAGUGAGUGAUAAAUUUAGCUUUAACCAUAAAA
Molecule: messenger RNA, 1012 nt
Organism: Rhipicephalus sanguineus (brown dog tick)
Lineage: Eukaryota; Metazoa; Arthropoda; Arachnida; Ixodida; Ixodidae
Product: derlin-1-like
Biological process (GO): endoplasmic reticulum unfolded protein response
Cellular component (GO): endoplasmic reticulum membrane; Hrd1p ubiquitin ligase ERAD-L complex
Molecular function (GO): misfolded protein binding; ubiquitin-specific protease binding
Source: RefSeq, a predicted model, not a curated record